Dunckerocampus dactyliophorus (ringed pipefish) is the source of this 2287-nucleotide messenger RNA. It is a transcript of the gene pou3f3b, whose product is annotated as POU class 3 homeobox 3b. The record is from RefSeq and is a predicted model, not a curated record. Gene Ontology annotation, biological process: brain development; regulation of transcription by RNA polymerase II. Gene Ontology annotation, cellular component: nucleus. The transcript has 3 exons. The coding region runs from base 603 to 1946 and encodes 447 amino acids. Gene Ontology annotation, molecular function: DNA-binding transcription factor activity, RNA polymerase II-specific; RNA polymerase II cis-regulatory region sequence-specific DNA binding. NCBI's taxonomy places the organism in Eukaryota, Metazoa, Chordata, Actinopteri, Syngnathiformes, Syngnathidae.
AGCAGCCCCGUGCACUGUUCCUGCGGAUUGUACUUGAACGGGAGUUGGCUGUUUGGCAGCUUUAAAUAUAUGAAAACAGAACAAAGAGAAAGGCUCAGCACUGCUGUAAAAGAAGACACUAAACAAUAAAGCGAGGGAGAAUUCUCUGACUGCUUUACAAAAGGACUCUGCUAAUGUUUUGUUUUUCAAAGGGAACACUACACGCGGACUCUGUGGAGAAUUUGCAAGCGUUUAUUUUUCUAACCACCAAAACUUUGUUGGGACGGCUCUCUCUUUUUUUUUUUGGUUGUUUUUUUUUUUGUUUCACUUGAAUUUUAAUGUUCACAUUUCCACUCCGGCCCAAAACUUUGGACCGCUCAUGCUUUCAAGGGACUUUUGAGUUUUUAUUCCCCCCCUCCAAGCCCGAAUGCUGUAAAUGCACGUGGAUUUUAACCAGUUUUCUCACACCUUUUUUUUGGUGGCGUAUUUACGCACGCAUGUUAUUUGGCAAGCCAUACUUUCUCAAGUUUGAAUAAUUCAUGAGAUACAAUUUGCCCGCACGAAAGAAGUGACUGCAAAAAGGGAGGGGGCUAUCCACAAACAUAUUCAUAAGGCUUGACGGAAUGGCCACCGCGGCUUCCAAUCCCUAUCUGGCCAGCAAUAGCAUCUUAUCGUCCGGCUCCAUCGUGCACUCUGACUCGGGAGGCGGUGGCAUGCAGCCCGGCAGUGCUGCUGUUACCUCGGGCUCGGGGGGCUACAGAGGGGACCCCUCCAUUAAGAUGGUGCAGAGUGACUUUAUGCAAGGCGCCAUGGCAGCGAGCAACGGGGGACACAUGCUGAGCCAUGCCCACCAGUGGGUGACGUCCCUCCCGCACGCCGCCGCCGCAGCUGCAGCCGCCGUGGCCGCAGCCGAAGCGGGAUCUCCCUGGUCGUCGAGCCCGGUCGGCAUGACGGCGAGUCCGCAGCAGCAGGACGUGAAGAACCCCGCCAGAGACGACCUGCACACGGGCACGGCGCUGCACCACCGGCCGCCUCACCUAGCCCACCAGACUCACGCCGGGGCUUGGGGCAGCACCACCGCGGCGCACAUCAACUCCAUCUCCGGCGGGCAGCAGCAGCAGUCGCUGAUCUACUCCCAGCCGGGGGGGUUCACUGUGAACGGCAUGCUGAGCCCCGGGAGCCAGAGCCUGGUGCACCCGGGCUUAGUCAGGGGCGACACGCCGGAGCUGGACCACGGCAGCCACCACCACCACCAUCACCAGCAUCAUCCCCACCACCAGCACCACGGCGGCGUCAACAGCCACGACCCGCACUCGGACGACGACACGCCGACCUCGGACGACCUGGAGCAGUUCGCCAAGCAGUUCAAGCAGCGGAGGAUCAAGCUGGGCUUCACGCAAGCGGACGUGGGCCUGGCGCUGGGCACCCUCUACGGCAACGUCUUCUCCCAGACCACCAUCUGCAGAUUCGAGGCUCUGCAGCUCAGCUUCAAGAACAUGUGCAAGCUGAAGCCGCUGCUGAACAAGUGGCUGGAAGAGGCCGACUCGUCCACCGGCAGCCCCACCAGCAUCGACAAGAUCGCGGCGCAGGGGAGGAAGCGGAAGAAGCGCACGUCCAUCGAGGUGAGCGUCAAGGGGGCCCUGGAGAGCCACUUUCUCAAGUGCCCCAAACCCUCGGCGCAGGAGAUCAGCACCCUGGCGGACAACCUGCAGCUGGAGAAGGAGGUGGUCAGAGUGUGGUUUUGCAAUAGGAGACAGAAGGAGAAGCGGAUGACGCCGCCGGGAGUGGCGCAGACGCCGGAGGACGUGUACUCUCAGGUCGGCAAUGGGCAUUUUUUAGUAGAUUACUUAAAAGAUGCGAGUGAGGCGAGCGACCAGAGGGUGACAACCACAAGUUCAUUCCACCAGAAUACCUGCCUGAUGAUGCCCGCAAAACAUGCUCAUAUUUGUAUGAGACAAACCAACUAAGUGAUGUCAUAUAUGUUCAUAUAUGUCAUAUAUUUGUAUUUCCACCUUUUAGAUAUAAUAUGAAAGUGGAAAUAAGAAACAUCAACAAAAUGGUGCUUAAGGUAUAUUUCAUAUUUGUCCAUAUUUUAUACAUAAUAUCAAAUAUAAAAUAAUACUAAGGAACCUCACCAUGUUUCCAUAUUUUGUAUAUAAUAUAAAACUACACAAAAAGAAAGAAAUAAAACAAGAAACAUCAACAAAAUGGAAAUGAUGGUAUUUUGAUGUAUUUUCAUUUCCAUAUUUUGUGGAUAAUAUACAAAUUACACAAAGUAAAAAAUAAGAAGCAUCAACAAAAUGGUAAA